AUGAAUCAAAAUCAAAAUCAAGGGAUACCAAUACAAUCAAGAGGUGAGGUCUUAUUUAGAGAUCAACAAUUUUUUCAAAAACAAAUUGAUUCAAAGAUUAUGCAACUAUUAGAAAAUUACCACAAUAUAAUAAAAAUAGCAAAAAUAAAUGAUCCAUUAAAAAACUCAAGUGAGGUGUAUGAAAUGGAAACUAGAACUACAAAUAUGUUAAAUGCAGGUGAAGGUUUAUUAAAGAUUGUAGAAGAGUUAAAACAAAAUUCAAUUUUAAAUGAUUUCUCAACAAUGGCAGAAGAGGUUAGACUACAAAAUUUAGUUUAUCAUAAAGAAAAUGAAAGAACAAAUAAAUCAAUCAAAUUAAUUUCAGAAGAGUUAUCCAAGUCAUUAAAAGAAUUAGAGGAUGAAUAUUAUAACUCUAGUUAUAAAAUACCACCAAUUCAUAGCAAUAAAUAA
Messenger RNA from Dictyostelium purpureum, 450 nucleotides. RefSeq lists its product as uncharacterized. Gene Ontology annotation, cellular component: mediator complex. Gene Ontology annotation, molecular function: transcription coregulator activity. Bases 1 to 450 code for a protein of 149 amino acids. The transcript is spliced from 2 exons. The record is from RefSeq and is a predicted model, not a curated record. Gene Ontology annotation, biological process: regulation of transcription by RNA polymerase II. Lineage: Eukaryota; Evosea; Eumycetozoa; Dictyosteliales; Dictyosteliaceae.